Physcomitrium patens is the source of this 1326-nucleotide messenger RNA. RefSeq lists its product as uncharacterized. Gene Ontology annotation, cellular component: ribosome. The record is from RefSeq and is a predicted model, not a curated record. Gene Ontology annotation, biological process: translation. Gene Ontology annotation, molecular function: structural constituent of ribosome. NCBI's taxonomy places the organism in Eukaryota, Viridiplantae, Streptophyta, Bryopsida, Funariales, Funariaceae.
UCUCCGUCCUCUUCCUCUCUCCGUCCACUCCCUCUAUCCGUCCUCUUCCUCCCUCCCUCCGUCGUCUUCCUCCUCUUCCACUUCUCCCCUCGUCCCAGCCAGUCGAUGCAGCUUGCGACUACAAUUUGGCCGGUGAAUUUGUGUGUGUGUGUACAGCGAUGGCGUCGACCGCCGCGUGCAUGGGGUUGUCCCUCACUUCUUCGUCCUCUUCCUUUGCUGCGCCUCUGUCCCAGAAUCUCACCAAUGUAUCGUUCACCGGGUUGAAGAUGGUGCCUUCUCUGAAGCGGGUGAGCGUGAAGAAAUCCUUGCAAUGCCAGUCGACUGCUAAAGUCGGGAAGGUCGUGGCCAUGGCGGUGGCGCUCCCUAAGUUGACAUUCGAGGGCGAGGCAGCCGGAGAGGUGGAGAUGGACCUGCGAACGGCGCGGCCUGAGACGGCCAAGGCCGUUGUGCACAGGGGUGUGAUUUGUGAAAUGCAGAACAGGAGGAGGGGAACAGCUUCGACCUUAACGAGGAGUGAGGUGCGAGGAGGAGGAAGGAAGCCUUACAAACAGAAGGGUACCGGAAGGGCUCGCCAGGGGUCUAUUAGGACGCCUCUUCGUCCUGGUGGUGGUGUAGUGUUCGGCCCUAAGCCCAAGGAUUGGUCUAUUAAGAUCAACAAGAAGGAGAAGAGAUUAGCCAUUAGCACUGCUCUGCAAAGUGCUGGCGCGAACACUGUUGUCGUGGAGGAUUUUGAGGAAAAAUUCUCUACGCCUAAGACGAAAGAUUUUAUGUCUGCUUUGAAGAGAUGGGGCGUCAAGCAAGGGGAGAAUUCCCUUUUGUUUUCGAUGAAUCCUUCAGAAUCGCUCGUGUUGUCUAGCAGGAAUGUAAAUACUUUCAAGCUUAUCUCACCCCGGAAUCUGAACCUUUACGACGUCUUGAGGGCCGACAAAUUGAUUCUAACUGAGUCGUCGGUGAAGUACUUAGAGCAACAGUAUGGCACAUCUGGGUCACAUGAAAUCGUUGCUGGGGAUGUUGAGGGAGAGGAAGAGGAAGGUUCCAUUGAGUAGGCCAAUGAAGGGGUUGUAGAGCCUGAAGCGUAUGUGUUUAAGAGUUAGGGUUUAAAUGCUUACUGCAAUUAGGUGAAAGUACAGUCGGGCUUCAGUGCUGAUUUUUUAGACCCAGUAACUCCUGUCAUCCUCACAUGUAUGUGACCUCCAGGAUACUCAUGUGCUCUCUGGCCCUCGGAGUAAGCAGAAUGUGACUUUGGUCUAUUACUAACAUUCGUCUCUCAAAUUCUUCAUUUUUUGGUAAUAUAUUUCAAUAUCUUCAAAGCGUUGCUAAAUUCAA